This is a messenger RNA of Pyricularia oryzae 70-15, 1148 nucleotides long. Its product is annotated as AF-9. The transcript has 2 exons. Bases 98 to 889 code for a protein of 263 amino acids. Gene Ontology annotation, biological process: regulation of DNA-templated transcription. NCBI's taxonomy places the organism in Eukaryota, Fungi, Ascomycota, Sordariomycetes, Magnaporthales, Pyriculariaceae. The record is from RefSeq and is a predicted model, not a curated record.
UGCGUUUACAGCAGAGGGUGAGGCUGCGAUUUUCUUUUCGCAUUCCCGCAAGGCGAAAACCGCAGGGCCAUAUCACAUUCACUAUUCUCCCCCAACCAUGGCACCACAGAACAACCUGGGCAAGCGCGUCAAGGGCACCUCGGUACACCGGCCAUUUAUUUACGGGACCACGGCGAAACCGUUUGACGAUGAAAAGAAUCCCAAGCCGCCCGGCGUACCCGACGACCACACGCACUCGUGGCAGGUCUUUGUCAAGGGUGUCGAGGACACCGAUGUGACCUACUGGCUGAAGCGGGUGCAGUUCAAGCUGCACGAAUCCAUCCCGAACCACAUACGAAUGGUCGACAGCGAACCCGGAAAAGCAUUCGUGGUUAACGAGACAGGGUGGGGCGAGUUCGAGAUCGCGAUAAAGCUCUACUACGUGCCCGAAUCGGGCGAGAAGCCGCAGACGCUGUACCACCACCUGCGCUUGCAUCCGUACGGGCGGACCGACGCCGAAAAGGACGCCAUGCGCGCGUCGGGCGAGGUCACGGCCUGGACCUACGAGGAGCAGAUCUUCAACGAGCCCUACGAGGUCUUUUACGACGUCCUGACCAGCGGUGCCCUGCCGACCACGGCCGCCGGCGCCAACCGCGGCAAGGGCAAGGGCUCCGCGCCCGCCGUCGGCGGGGUGCGGACCGAGGGAGGGGUGCUCGAGAGGAGCGCCAUGAUCCCGUUGAGCAACAGGCCCGGGCAGCCUUUCAGCCGCGACACGGAGCAGCUCGAGGUCGAGAGGCUCAAGAAAGCUCAGGAGAAGGCACAGGCGCUGAUGAGCACGCUGCAGACUCAGCUGAAGAAUAAAGAGGCUGCUCUGCAGAAGUUAAGGAAGCAGACAGCUUCCGCAAAAUGAUGCUUGGUGGUUGGUGGUAUGAUAGAAGCGACUUGAUGGAGAUCAUAUUUCUGGCAUUGUCUUGGGCGCAUGGCGUUUCGGUGGGAUUGGGGAAAAAAGAUACCAACCUUGAUGAAUAGGUAGGAAUUGUUAUUUUAUUGUUUUAAUACAACAGGAACUUAGUGUUUGCUCGUCUAUGGAGCAGCUCUUUUUAUAUAUAUAUUAACUAUACUAAGAGUCAAAAGAAGUAUUGCUACGACAACAGACAGUCUGUCUUCUG